AUGACCACCAGUUUAGCAGCACAGCUGAAACGUUUGGCAGCACCCCAAACGUCCGCGAAACCGGAUUCGCGCAAGUGUGCCUCAAUUCUGUUCGACACCAAAGAGGCAGCCUCCAAGGAUCGGGAAUUAAUUUUCGAGAUCGGUGUUAGUGGGCUGAGCGAGCUCAUUAAGAUGCAUGGACCUUUUGCCCAGUUUGAGGCCACACUGUUCGACAAGAAAUCGAUCGAUUUCCAACGAUCGGUCGAGAACCAGGCGGUGAACGAAAAGCUUGACAGCAACAUCGAGAAGUUUUUCUACCACCUAACGCCGUACUUUAUGCUACAACCAGCACACCAGUGUCUGGAGUGGUUAAUACGGCGCUUCGAGAUACACAAGUACAACAGGGUGCAGUUUGUUCAUCUCAUACUGCCCUACCACGAGACGCGAAUUUUCGUACGCUGUGUGCAAACGAUGGAUGUCGUGGAGGUCAACGAUUCGCUAGCAUUCCUUGCAGCAGUCGGCAAAUCGGGCGUACCACUGUCGAAGCGCACUAUCAUCGAUCACUGCAUUCGGCAUCCGGAGUUUUUAAAACAAUACGGUAACUUUAUCGGGCAUGCGGUAGAUGAGUUGGAAAGCAAAGCGAAUGCCUUACAGGCUUCGUUUGCUUUCUACACUACGACGACGUUGGGUGUAUUUAGCAAUGUCGAUACUGUGACGGAAAACCACGUAUUAGCUGUACUUUCAAUUGUAAUUAAGGGCAUUGCGUCGAGAGCGGUCGAUUAUGCUGCUGGAUCGCUUAUGGUGUUAGGUCAGAUGGCCAAAGCGAAGCUCAGAGGAAGAAUUUUACCGGAAAUUUUGCGUCGUAUCGGUGAUAUGAUGCAUCCAGCACUAGUAACCGAAGCUACCCUGUUGACGGUGUUGAUCUUCCAAAGGCUGACUUUCCCUACCUUAAGCCAGAGUGUGAUGUAUUCUUUAAUUAACUGCCAAUGGUUAAUACCGACACUGUCCACCGUGAAGUUGGAUGGUAUCAAUAUAAUUAAGAUGUACCGGACGAUGCUGGAAACGUGUCUGAACGAUAUAUGUUGCCCCAAAAAAACAUCGUACGGAUUCAACAAAUUCUGCGAACGGUUAGUGCUGGAGAUUCAAUUGAAUGACGCAGAAGCUGAAGAUGUGAUACAGUGCGUGUUAGAUUCGUAUUUCCACAAGGAUGCUAAACAGGAUAACAAACCUAAACAAGCACAAACCGAACACGAUAAGGAAACAAUUGAUUUGGACACCGACGAUGAAGAUUUUGUUAACAAAGAUAAAAAUUUGAUCGAUUGGUAUUCCGGAUUUUUGAAAUGCUUCGAAAGACAGUAUCCAAUUGCUUUUGAUAAGAUCGUAAAGCGUGUGAUGAAGGGUCAAUACUCUAACAAAAAGCGUAACGCAUUGCGAAAUGUGUUGGGCUUUCUCCUGCAAGCAUCGUACAAGAACGAGACGAGCGUGUUUGAAAAUCUGUUCCACUAUAACAUCGAUCGACGCAUACACGCGGUAGAGUAUCUCGUCGCAAAUAUACGUAUUCUGAAGCUGAAAAGCCAUGGCAAGAUGGAUCUGCUGCGUGACAGUGUGCGGGAGCGACUAGACGACGACAGUUGCGAGGUUGUCGCGAAAUUGCUCCAACUCCCAGCUGCCGAGCUGAUGAGCAUAGUUGGCGCUGAAGAGUUGAUCAACAAGCUGGCCAAUCUCGUGCUGAAGUGUGCCUCUAAUCAGUCGAGCUGGAAGUAUGUAACGCCUCGGCUUAUCCAACUGCUAACCGAUGACUGUAUUUACCGUGGUACGGACGUAAACCGACUGAUCGUUACGCUCUAUCCGCUACUUUUCCCGAUCGGUGAUAAUCCUGUUGGCAGGAAAAAUGCUGCCGAAUUGCUAGCAUCUAGCUUUGGAAAACAAUAUUUGGCCACUCAGUUUUACGGAAAUGAAUCGAAUUGCAAUGCGAUGUUGACCAUUUUGCAGGACGCCGGGCAAUGCACCAAUCCCGUGCAGGUGUGCUUUAACGUGCUGCUAUUAUCAAGCGCACUUCCUAAACAGUGCACCGUCGAGCAGGCAGAUCGCGUGCUGGAUUAUGCGGUAAAGCAGCUAGCAAAUCAUCGAUUCCGGUACGCACAAACCUCUGACAUACAGUGUUUGCAGGAAAAUAAGCUUCCGCAGGAUCUGAUUACUAUCCCGAUCCAAUACAUAAUCGAGCGCGUCAUGUUCGAUCCGAUCCAUGAGAUGAACUUCGAACGCCAGAACGUCUCGUUGAAGCUUUGUUUGCGCAUGUUCAUCGAACUGCUCAACCAUUACUGUACGAUCGAUGCGAAGCACGACGAAUUGAGAGGAGUUUUUCACAAUUUGUUGAAGAGAGUACUGGUUUGGUUGUAUCCGCAACCGAAAGAUAGGAUUGAAUUCCUAUCCCAUUUCUACACGGUUCAUCUGAUAGAAACAGCUUCAAAGGAUGACACGAUAAAUUUUUGUACCAAUCCAAUGUUACAGAUACGCUGCCAGCGGCUGUUGAUCGCCAUUCUGGAAAAGUUGCCCGAAAGUGACUGCAAGAUCACGACCAAUUCCUUCAUUAACAUCAUGCUUUCUCUCACCUCCAAUUCGGCGGUUGUGCGUGAGUGUGGCCUGAAGACGAUCGAACGUAUCGUUCAGUUGCGGACAGUUAACGGUCUGCCGAAAGCAUCGAAUAGUUUCCUGGAAAAAUUAGUUAAACGUCGCGAAGAACUUACAAUGGAUGGUGAGCAACUGUCGUUGAUAAUGUUUGCAGAAUUUUCCCUAGAGGAUGCGAAAUCUCUGAAGCCAACAUUGGAAUGCUUUCUCGCUCGUACUGCGGAUCCCAGCACACCCACCUACAUCGUGUGCGGUAUAAUGGAUUUAAUGAAAUUGCUCGACGAUCCACUGGUGUUGGUAAAUUCAGCCUCCAAAGGCGUUAGUAUUGUGGAGCGUGUAAACGAAGACAAUGAUCGCGCAGUGUUCGAUGCGUACGAGUCGAUGCUGUUGCAAUUGCUGAUCGGUCGCUUCAAUGUGGACAUGAUAGAGCAUUUAGCUAAGAGCGAAAUAUGUCAGCGUCUAGUUACGCUCACAUUGCGUUGCGAUAAACUGUUGGUAUUACCGACGGAACGUAAACUGUACACACCGGCCAUUAUGAUGAUUGAAGUGCUGGGAAGGGAAAUGUUCGAAUUGCUUCCCAAACCAUAUGCUAAAGAGCUGUUGCAGCGUAUCGUUGAAGCGGCUACCCUAUCGCAACACCCGGAAACGAACUCGAUCACGAAUAAGUUGUUUAAAAACAAUACUAUCGAUGCGGAACUGGUGGUAGAUAUGCUGAGCGCCAUGUACGACGGUAGAGCGCAGGAAUCGCUUAGCAAAGGUAACGAGAAGGCUAAAACGGGUCGUACAUCCAUUAUUCCCGUGGCACCAUCGGAGCGUGUGCUUGUUUCGACGGUGUGGAAAUGUGGCGUAACGCUGCUGGAAUAUUUGCAGAACAAGAAGAAGUUGGAAAAUGCGCAUCUGUUGGUACCGAAACUGUUCGAGUGUCUAAAAUAUUGUCUCGAUUUCGAGGAACAAUCGGCUGUAGAAUACGUAAAGCAAAUCGUACUGUCGUUGUUGCUGCACUGCAUACAGAAGGUAGAACAGUUGGCUAGCGGUAACCACGGUGACGAAGCACCGUUUGCAAAAGCGUCUAGUAUGUUUCAGGUGGAACGGAUUGUCCAGUGCAUUCGAGGCACACAGAAUCCGCAGACGCAUCAUCAUGCACUGCUACUGUUGGCGCACGUUGCACGUUACGUGCCGGACCAAGUGCUGCACAACAUGAUGGAAAUAUUCACCUUCGUUGGUUCGUCGAUCGUACGACAGGACGAUGCGUACAGCUUCCAGAUCAUAUCGAAGAUCAUAGAAACCAUCGUACCGACGAUCGCCCUGGGCGGUGCAGCCGGUACGGUUACUAACACAAUGGAGCAGAUUAUUCCCAUUUUGAAAAUAUUUUCCGACAUCAUACUAGAUGUGCCAGAACACCGUCGCAUCCUGCUGUACGUGAAGCUACUGCAAACGCUCGGUGCGAACGAAUAUCUGUGGGUAUUUCUAGGCGUGCUCAUUGAGUCGGACGUCAUGAAAGGUGGUCACAAGGCGGAAAAACGGAAAGCAACGAAGUCUCGAGUCGAUGCCGAGCUUUCGUUAAGUGAGAUGUCGAAACGAAUGGAAGUGGCUCUGCUGAUAGCGAGCGAGUUUGAACCAACCGUUAUCAUACAGACGUGCACAAAUCUGAUCGACUAUUUGCGCGAUCUCCCGAUGGAGAUCGACAAGCGCAAGAGCGAUACGGAGAUAAUGGAGAUGGAAAUAGUGGAUUCUACAAUUUUCAAUUUCAAAACGCACACAGGUCGUCAGCUAAAGCAUUUCAAGUAUUCGCUUGUCCAGUUUGUCUCGGGAUUGUUGUCGUCGGUAUGUGUAAUCAAUAAAAUUGCCCAGUUGGAUGAGACGGAAACGCUGAAUAUGAAGAAGUACUACCAAAAUCUGAUUGUUGGUAUAUUAACGUACGUGAAUGCGGUUUCGAAAAUGCUCGACAAGCUAAAGGAGGAAGGCUCGGACGAAAAAAUACCGCUUUAUUGGAGGGCCAUGCUGAACAAUUGUUACGACAUACUGGAAAGUACCAUUUCGCUGCUUUCGGCCGAUACGUUGAUUAUUGUCGUGCAUGGACUGCUAAAGCACCGCUUCCUGAUGGUACGUCGGAAGGUGAUCGAGCUGUUGAACAAUAAGCUACAGUACAAACAGGACUACUUCAACAGCAACCAUUAUCCGGGACUGCUGAAACUAUUCGAUCCACUAAUGGAGCUAGUGCAGCAUAUGCACGAGGAAGAAAAGGUCGUCGGGACGUCGUUCGAGCGGAUGGUGAUCAUACAGUUGAGCUAUAUUGCUGUGCGGCAUCUCUCGAAGAUACUGACGCAACACGACACCAAAAAGGUGCAGUCGAUGCUGGCGGUAUUGAUGGAGGAGCUGCACGGUUAUAAGAAAAAUACCAACCCACAGAUACUGUCUUCGCUCAUACUUUGUAUUGGCGAGUUGUGUAGCAAUCUGGGACCUUAUUCUAUUAAAUUCCUGCCGCAGUUUAUGCCAAUGGUGAACAAGUUUCUCGUCGCACAGCUGCAAUCUGAUGAUCCUUUCGAUAUUCUCACCUCUAGUAUUGUACUGUUAACGAUGAAGAUUGUCGACACGCUGGCGCGGUUCAUUUCUCCCUAUCUACGAUCGAUGCUCGUCGGUUUGACGAAGUUGUCCGCCAUGAUCGAGGAAAAGAAUGAUCCCCGGUUGGGAAAUAUGAAGUCGCGUUUGGCGAUGAUCUGGGAUAAUGUUUCGAGUACGAUUGCACCACGUGUGUUGCUGCCAGCGAUUGAGCAAUGCUACCACACGCUUAUUGAAGCCGGUGAACUCAACGCUAUCGGUCCACUGAUGGCACUGCUCUCGGCCAUGUUCACUAGUAUGAAGUCGAGUCAUUUCGCUACUAUACGAACCGAAGUGACGGACCUAUUCCUGACAGCGCUUCAGUUCCGGUGCUACAAUUCAUCCAAGGAUACCUUUACGCUGACGGCAAUCGAUGCGGCCGAAGCGCACGUUAUCAAGGCGUUUGUGGUGCUGAUUCUGAAGCUAUCGGAAAGCACCUUCCGGCCGUUGUUUUAUCAAGUGUUCGAGUGGUCCAUCCGCGAGACGUCCAGCAAUGACCGUGCGAUAACGUUCUUCAAUUUGUGCUGCCACGUAGCGGAAGCGCUAAAGUCGCUGUUCGUGCUGUUUGCCAGCGAUCUGAUAGCGAUUGCAGUGAAGCUGCUGAAUGCAACCAACAGCGCCAAGGUCGACGGGAACGAGGUGACGGAGUUGCAUUUCGACGUGGAAUCGAAAAACGUGACAUUGGUCCGUUACGUUCUGAAGACGCUGUACAGCAUCGUGCUGUACGACAACCAGAACUUCAUCAAUGCGGUACGGUUCGAUAUGCUGCUCGGGCCGGUAACGGAUCACCUGGCAAAUGAACUUAUUAUCGACGAGCCAGAAAUUCGCACCCUGGUGAUCGACUGUCUCGCUCAAAUGGCCGUGGCGGUGAUGGAUGAUUCGCUGUGGCGUCAGUUAAAUUAUCAAGUGUUGAUGAAAACACGUAACAACGAUGCACAAGUGAGACUGUUCGCACUGGAGGCAUGCACAGAAAUAGCGCGUAAGCUGGGCGAAAGCUAUGCGCCGCUGCUGCCGGAAACUAUUCCCUUCCUGGCGGAACUGAUGGAAGACGAUAAUGAGGACGUUGAAAAAGCGGUUCACCAUUCAUGCCGUGAAAUUGGCCGUGUGACAGGUGAAGAUUUACAGAAAUAUUUCUAA
This is a messenger RNA of Anopheles marshallii, 6342 nucleotides long. Its product is annotated as HEAT repeat-containing protein 1 homolog. The record is from RefSeq and is a predicted model, not a curated record. Gene Ontology annotation, molecular function: snoRNA binding. The coding region runs from base 1 to 6342 and encodes 2113 amino acids. Gene Ontology annotation, cellular component: 90S preribosome; t-UTP complex; small-subunit processome. NCBI's taxonomy places the organism in Eukaryota, Metazoa, Arthropoda, Insecta, Diptera, Culicidae. Gene Ontology annotation, biological process: positive regulation of transcription by RNA polymerase I; maturation of SSU-rRNA from tricistronic rRNA transcript (SSU-rRNA, 5.8S rRNA, LSU-rRNA). The transcript is spliced from 4 exons.